Closterium sp. Yama58-4 is the source of this 1521-nucleotide messenger RNA. Lineage: Eukaryota; Viridiplantae; Streptophyta; Zygnematophyceae; Desmidiales; Closteriaceae. The record is from the annotation of a GenBank genome assembly.
AUGCGUCGCGUUUCCGGGUUUGGGGAUCUCGAGCUUUUGUCCGCGAUACGUCCGCGGACAAGCUCUCCUCCCGCGCUGUUCCCUGUGUCUUCCUUGGCUUUGUCCCUGACGCGUCUGGGUGCCGCUCCCUCAGGUGUGUCCCAGGUAGACCCGGUUGAGCCUGUUGAGGUAGCUGUUGACUCUCGUCCUGCUGCGGGUGCGGAGCCUGGGGGUGCGGAGCCUGAGGGUGCGGAGCCUGGGGGUGCGGAGCCUGGGGGUGCUGAGCCUGGGGGUGCGGAGGCUGCGGGUGCGGAGCCUGGGGGUGCGGAGUCUGGGGGUGCUGAGCCUGGGAGUGCUGAGCCUGGGGGUGCUGCGCCUGGGGGUGCUGAGCCUGGGGGUGCUGAGCCGCGGAGUCCGGAGUCUUGGGGUGCUGCGUCUGGGGGUGCUGAGCCUGGGAGUCCUACACCUGGAGGAGCUCUCUCCUCGGAGCAGCUGCGUGAGUGGUACUCACAGUACUGCAGCCUCCGGAGAGGUGCCUCUGGAGCCAGGAGUACUACUGGGACUGGUGCUGGUGCCUCCCCUCCUCAGCGGGAGCUGCCCUCUCUUGAGCGGAUCCGUGAGUGGUACGAGCGGCGCUGCACUCUCCGGAGUGGCGCGCCUCGUGUCGCGGACCCUGGUGCUGGAGGUGCUGGAGGUGCUGCUGCUGGUGUUGGAGGCUCUACUGGUGCUGUUGGAGCUGCGGACCCUGGCGUUGGAGCUGCUGCUGGUGCUGCGGACCCUGGAGUUGGAGCUGCUGCUAGUCCUGAGGACCCUGGUGCUGGAGCUCCUGCUGGUGCUGCGGACCCUGGAGUUGGAGCCGCUGCUGGUGCUGCGGACCCUGGAGUUGGAGCUGCUGCUGGUGCUGCGGACCCUGACGUUGGAGCUGCUGCUGGUGCUGCGGACCCUGGAGUUGGGGCUACUUCUGGUGCUGAGGACCCUGGAGCUGGCGCUGCUGGAGCUGCUGCGGGUGCUGGUGGUGUCUCUACUGGUUCUGGAGUCGCUGCGCGGCCCCGGCCGUACUUCGUUCCGCUCCUUCAGCAGGUUCUUGGUCAGCCUCCUCCUCCUUGUCCUGCUCCCUCCUUAGAGUGUCCUCCGCCUGUCCAGUCACCGUCACAGUUACCGCCUGCCUCGCCGCUCCCUGGUCCUUCUCCUUACACUGGUCCCACAGGAGGUCUUACGGAGCGUCGUGAGCCUGAGUCUCGUCCUGUGUCGCCUGCGUCUCGCUCUACGUCGCCUGUUCGUGCUGCUCGCACUGGUCGUCGUGUCCCGCGUGAGCGUCCUCCUCCUGUCCCUGGCACUCACUACAUGACUCUGCGUCCCUCCACUGCUCCUCAGCGUGUCCCUCUACCGUCUCCUCCUGCGUCCUCUCUUCCUACUCUUGCUGACCCGGAGUCUGACUCCCUUCGUGCUGCCCGUCCUACUGUCACGUGUCUCCUCGCUACUGUUGUAAACAACAAACAGUUUUAUACCAAGCUAACUCAUUCUACUCCUACCUUGAUCUAG